AUGCCACGACUUAAACCAAAGGUGGGCCGGGCCCGCAGAAACACAUUUCCACGUGGAAAUAGUGCGUAUAGAACUAUUGAACCAAUUGGCGGCACCGAGGCAGAUGAUCACAUGUUAUCACAAUCAUUCACCAGCCACGACGACUACUUCAACUACCAACCGAAAACUAAUAUCUACGAUGAGCCCCACCUUAAACGACAACGUGUUCCCACCCCGCUUCUGCUUCAACCCGAUGAUAAUACACACUUGUCGGCCGGCCCGUCAGGUUACAAAUACAUGCCAUUGUCCUUGCGCACUCCGGACCUCGAGUCCUUCCGCUACGACCACGGUAUAGAAUACAGGAUGCACCUCUCAAUCAAAGAGACGGUCUUGAAAGCCCAGUGGCACCAGAUCUUCGAUGAAGAUGCCUUUCUAUCCAGAACAAAGCGAAGGUGCAUACAAUCUCUUAGAAAAUUGAAAAACAUUGUUCGUAGUAAGUUUGCCCGGGGGAAAGAAUUUUGGAAUGCAUUUCGCUCCCGGUUCAAAAGGGAGUUCAAAGUCUCGCCGGUUGAGCAUUGUGAAGUCUGA
Bipolaris oryzae ATCC 44560 is the source of this 567-nucleotide messenger RNA. RefSeq lists its product as uncharacterized. The transcript has a single exon. The record is from RefSeq and is a predicted model, not a curated record. Lineage: Eukaryota; Fungi; Ascomycota; Dothideomycetes; Pleosporales; Pleosporaceae. The coding region runs from base 1 to 567 and encodes 188 amino acids.